UGUCAGUAUAAUUUCGUAAUCCGAAGAACGGUAACACCUUACACUUGGUGAAUCAGAAUCAGUGGAUAUUUUUUGUCUGUUUAUGGCCCCUGUGGAGACGGGACUCGAAUUAGCGUAAAGGAACGACCAGGAGAGCACCAAGAUGACCUCGUACGUGCGCGCCAUGUACGACUUUACCGGGGAGCCGGGCUCCUCGGAGCUCUCCAUCGCGACGGGCGACGUGCUCUCGGUGACCCGGAGCGACGUGGGUGAAGGCUGGUGGGAGGGCAAGAAUGCCCGUGGCCAGAUUGGCCUCUUCCCGGCUGCGUACGUGGAGGUGAUGUCGGCGGCCGAAGCCCAGAAGCUGAGCGCCAGUGGAACGACUUCGGUGCCACAGGUUCCGGAUCCCUUCGCCUCGCCCCCUUUGCCGCGUUACGAUCAGACGGCGGAUGAUGAUGGCAGCAACUGGGAUGAUGAGGACGAUUGGAGCGACGACAAUGACACGUACUCGGAAAUUGGUCCAGGUGGCCAGAAGUCUGCGGGACAGUCGGCUCGCGCUGGCGGGUUGUCGCAUUCCACCAGUGACUACGAUAACAAACACCUGCCCAUCGCGCCCAACGAUGACACCCAAUCGCUGGCCUCCGUGGCUGGUGGGACUGGUGCUGCUGGCACCGUCAAGAAGGGCAUGUUCGCCAAAAGUUCCGAUUCGUAUAUACUCGGCUUGUCCAGCACCAAGGAGAAGAUACCCGAAUGCGAGAUGGCCUACAUUACACAGGUGGAGGACUCGAUCUACCAGUGGACGCAGAACCAUUCGCCCUACUCCGUUGUGGUGGCCAGCCCCAAAAAGGAGUCCAAAUUCAAGGGGAUGAAGACGUUCAUCGCCUACCAACUGACGCCUAGCUUCAACAACAUAUCCGUGUCGCGUCGCUACAAGCACUUCGACUGGCUGCACGAACGUUUGGUGGACAAGUUUUGCCUGAUUCCGGUGCCACCGCUGCCGGACAAGCAGAUUUCCGGCCGCUAUGAGGAGCAAUUCGUGGAGCAUCGACGUGUGCAGCUGCAGGAAUUCGUCGACUGGGUGUGCCGCCAUCCGGUGAUCUCCAAAUGCGAGGUCUGGUAUCAUUUCCUCACCUGUCGCGACGAGAAGAUUUGGAAGUCGGGCAAACGCAAGGCGGAACGGGAUCCCUACAUGGGCGUCAACUACUGCCUGGCCAUCUCGCCGCCGGACAAGAACCUGCUGCACUCCAAGGUGGACGCACAGGUUGAGCUGGGCACCCAGUUCAUACACAGUAUGGACGUGGCCGUACGCAACCUGAACAAUAUAUCCAACGACAUGGCCAAGCGCUCCAUGUCGCAGAGUAAAAAGGAGUUCCAGCGCAUCGGCGACGGACUCUCCGACCUGGCCAAGGCAUUGGCCAUUGACGAGCGGCGUGCGCCCACCCGGAACGCGGUUCCGCUCUCCGAGAGCGUCGGCCGCAUCGGUGGCAUCUUUAUCGGUAUUGGACAGGCCUUUGGCGACCAGCCAAAGCAUGAUUGGAUUCCCCUUUCGGAUCGUCUGCACAUCUACAGGGGCGUUCUCAACUGCUUUCCGGACAUCUUCUCCACGCACAAGGGUGCCAUACAGAAGCGAAAGGAUUGCGAGAAAUUGGCCGGCGAGGGCAGGAUGAAUAAUCCCCAGCUGCACGACGUUAAUCGGCGCACAGAUGUCGUCUCCUACACGGUGCUGGCCGAGCUGACCCACUUUAAGAGCGAGCGGGAUACGCAUUUGAAGCAUACGCUUAAGAAUUUCAUUGCCGAGCAGAUUAAGUUCUACCAGGGCGUUGUGGCGCGUCUGCAGGAGGCCAGCCGUCAGAUCGAGUAGAUUGGCCACUGGCCCAUGGACGACGACUCAUCGCUGAAGGGAUCGACGGCUGGGAGCACAAAGAAACAAAGUAACCGCACCGGGCACACACUUCCAUAUAGCUGAAAACAUUCGCACGCGCGCAUUUCAAAUGCCUUUAAAAGGAACUCUUACUUUAAGCGUGGUUCUAACUAAAUGUUAAACAGAAAAAAUAUUACAUAAUGUUGUUUGUAAGUGAAAAAGUUGCGUAUUUAUACAAAAAUUAACUUUUAUAUGCCUAUUAUACACGGAACUUGAGAUGCAAAUAUAACUAUAUUUAUACAGAACUGCA
Drosophila sechellia is the source of this 2150-nucleotide messenger RNA. RefSeq names its product sorting nexin 33-like protein SH3PX1 (gene SH3PX1). The transcript is spliced from 3 exons. NCBI's taxonomy places the organism in Eukaryota, Metazoa, Arthropoda, Insecta, Diptera, Drosophilidae. Gene Ontology annotation, cellular component: cytoplasmic vesicle; plasma membrane. Gene Ontology annotation, biological process: plasma membrane tubulation; endosomal transport; endocytosis. The record is from RefSeq and is a predicted model, not a curated record. Gene Ontology annotation, molecular function: protein binding; phosphatidylinositol binding. The coding region runs from base 143 to 1840 and encodes 565 amino acids.